GUCACGCGCGCUCCCAGGACCCGACAGAGCUGGCAGGAGUGGUCUCCGCAGCUUCCGCCGUCGCGUCGCUUCGGGGCUCGGCGAGUGGGUUCGCGCUGCCUCCGCUGCGGUGGGGCAGCCGGGGCUCACGGAGCCGAGCGUGGGGCGCGCGGCGACGCGGCCAUGGGACUGCGCCGGCUCUGGUGACAGCGGGGAGCGGAGCGGCCCGGGCCCUGAGCGCGUCUCCUGCGGGGGGCCUCGCCCUCCUGCUCGCGGGGCCGGGGCUCCUGCUGCCUUUGCUGGCUUUGCUGCUGGCGGCGGCGGCGGCCCGGAUCAUGUCUGGCCGCCGCUGCGCCGGCGGGGGCGCGGCCUGCUCGAGCGCGGUGGCGGAGGCCGUAGAGCCGUCCGCCCGCGAACUGUUCGAGGCUUGCCGCAACGGGGACGUAGAGCGAGUGAAGAGGCUGGUGACGCCCGAGAAGGUGAACAGCCGCGACACGGCGGGCAGGAAGUCCACCCCGCUCCACUUCGCCGCAGGUUUUGGUCGGAAGGAUGUAGUUGAGUAUCUGCUUCAGAAUGGUGCAAAUGUGCAAGCCCGUGAUGACGGAGGUCUUAUUCCUCUUCAUAACGCAUGCUCUUUUGGUCAUGCUGAAGUAGUCAAUCUUCUUUUGCAACAUGGUGCAGACCCAAAUGCCCGGGAUAAUUGGAAUUAUACUCCUCUCCAUGAAGCUGCAAUUAAAGGAAAAAUUGAUGUUUGCAUUGUGCUUUUACAGCAUGGAGCUGAGCCAACCAUCCGAAAUACAGAUGGAAGGACAGCAUUGGAUUUAGCAGACCCAUCCGCCAAAGCUGUUCUGACCGGUGACUAUAAGAAAGAUGAACUCUUGGAAAGUGCCAGGAGUGGCAAUGAGGAGAAAAUGAUGGCUCUGCUUACACCACUGAAUGUCAACUGCCAUGCAAGUGAUGGCAGAAAGUCAACUCCAUUGCAUUUGGCAGCAGGAUACAACAGAGUAAAAAUUGUCCAACUGUUACUGCAACAUGGAGCAGAUGUCCAUGCUAAGGAUAAAGGUGAUCUGGUACCAUUACACAACGCCUGCUCCUACGGUCAUUAUGAAGUAACUGAACUUCUGGUCAAGCAUGGUGCCUGUGUAAAUGCAAUGGAUUUGUGGCAAUUUACUCCUCUUCAUGAGGCAGCUUCUAAGAACAGGGUUGAAGUGUGUUCUCUUCUCCUAAGUUAUGGGGCAGAUCCAACCCUGCUGAACUGUCACAAUAAGAGUGCUAUAGACCUGGCCCCCACAGCACAGCUGAAGGAAAGAUUAUCGUAUGAGUUUAAAGGCCAUUCAUUGCUGCAAGCUGCACGAGAAGCUGAUGUUACAAGAAUCAAAAAACAUCUUUCUCUGGAAAUGGUGAAUUUCAAACAUCCUCAAACACAUGAAACAGCACUGGUUAAUGCUUUGGACAGUCUUGGACAGACAUCCUUACACAGAGCUGCACACUGUGGUCAUCUGCAGACUUGCCGCCUUCUCCUGAGCUAUGGGUGCGAUCCAAACAUCAUCUCCCUUCAGGGUCUCACUGCCUUGCAAAUGGGAAAUGAGAACGUGCAGCAGCUGCUUCAAGAGGGCGUCUCACUAGGUCACUCAGAGGCAGACAGACAGUUGCUGGAGGCUGCAAAGGCUGGUGAUGUAGAAACUGUAAAGAAACUCUGUACUGUUCAGAGUGUCAACUGCAGAGACAUUGAAGGACGGCAGUCAACCCCACUCCAUUUUGCAGCUGGGUACAACAGAGUGUCUGUGGUAGAGUAUCUCCUGCAGCACGGAGCUGACGUACAUGCUAAAGACAAAGGAGGUCUUGUUCCUUUGCACAAUGCAUGUUCUUACGGACACUAUGAAGUUGCAGAACUUCUUGUCAAGCAUGGAGCAGUAGUUAAUGUAGCUGACUUAUGGAAGUUCACACCUCUACAUGAAGCUGCAGCAAAAGGAAAAUAUGAAAUAUGCAAACUUCUGCUCCAGCAUGGUGCAGACCCUACAAAGAAAAAUAGAGAUGGUAAUACUCCUCUGGAUCUCGUUAAAGAUGGAGACACAGAUAUUCAAGAUCUACUUAGAGGAGAUGCAGCCUUACUAGAUGCUGCCAAGAAGGGUUGUUUAGCCAGAGUGAAGAAAUUAUCUUCACCUGAUAAUGUAAAUUGCCGUGAUACCCAAGGUCGACAUUCUACACCUUUGCAUUUGGCAGCUGGUUAUAAUAAUUUGGAAGUUGCUGAAUAUUUGUUGCAACAUGGAGCUGAUGUGAAUGCCCAGGACAAAGGAGGACUCAUUCCAUUACAUAAUGCAGCAUCAUAUGGACAUGUAGACGUAGCAGCUUUACUGAUAAAGUACAAUGCGUGUGUCAAUGCCACGGACAAAUGGGCUUUCACACCGUUACAUGAAGCAGCCCAAAAGGGACGGACACAGCUUUGUGCUUUAUUGUUGGCCCAUGGAGCUGAUCCUACUCUUAAAAAUCAAGAAGGACAAACACCUUUAGACUUAGUUUCAGCAGAUGAUGUCAGCGCUCUCUUGACAGCAGCCAUGCCCCCCUCUGCUCUGCCUACGUGCUAUAAACCUCAAGUGCUCAGUGGCGUGAGGAGCCCCGGAGCCACUGCAGACGCCCUGUCUUCAGGUCCGUCCAGUCCAUCCAGCCUUUCUGCAGCCAGCAGCCUCGACAACCUCGCUGGCAGUUUUUCUGAACUGUCUGCAGUAGUUAGCUCAAGUACAACGGAAGGUGCUACCGGUUUGGAAAGAAAAGAGGAUUCAGGAAUAGAUUUUAGUAUAACUCAGUUCAUAAGGAACCUUGGACUUGAGCAUUUAAUGGACAUAUUUGAGCGAGAACAGAUCACCUUGGAUGUACUGGUUGAGAUGGGCCACAAAGAGCUGAAAGAGAUUGGAAUCAGUGCGUAUGGACAUCGACACAGGCUCAUUAAAGGGGUCGAAAGACUGAUCUCUGGACAACAAGGUCUUAAUCCAUAUUUAACUCUAAACAACUCUGGUAGUGGAACAAUUCUCAUAGAUCUGUCUCCUGAUGAUAAAGAAUUUCAGUCUGUGGAAGAAGAGAUGCAAAGUACUGUUCGAGAGCACAGGGAUGGAGGUCACGCAGGCGGCAUCUUCAACAGAUACAGUAUUCUCAAGAUUCAGAAGGUUUGUAACAAGAAAUUGUGGGAAAGAUAUACACACCGGAGAAAAGAAGUUUCUGAAGAAAACCACAACCAUGCAAAUGAAAGAAUGUUAUUUCAUGGGUCUCCCUUUGUGAAUGCGAUAAUCCAUAAGGGCUUUGAUGAGAGGCACGCCUACAUAGGGGGCAUGUUUGGAGCUGGGAUCUAUUUUGCUGAGAACUCUUCCAAAAGCAAUCAGUAUGUGUAUGGGAUUGGAGGUGGCACUGGAUGUCCAGUUCACAAAGACAGAUCGUGUUACAUUUGUCACAGGCAGCUGCUCUUUUGUCGCGUGACCUUGGGAAAGUCUUUCCUGCAGUUCAGUGCAAUGAAAAUGGCGCACUCUCCUCCCGGCCAUCACUCAGUCACUGGCCGGCCCAGUGUGAAUGGCCUAGCUUUAGCUGAAUAUGUUAUUUACAGAGGAGAGCAGGCUUACCCUGAAUAUCUAAUUACUUACCAGAUUGUAAGGCCUGAAGGUAUGGGUGAUGGCUGAAACCAGUUCUCCCAAACAUAGUGUCCUGAAGCGCUGACGGCCUCUUAAGUUUCACUCCUUGGCGGGAAAAGAUUCAUCCUGACUACAGGCCUGUGGCAGAAACAAAAUGUGAAAGACACCUCAUGUUGUGACUUGGUGAAGCUUUAACAGUGUACAGUGUUUCCGAGUGUUUCCUGUCUCAGCACUUUAACAGAUGCCAUUCCAGGUUCAACUGGGUCUGUCUGUCCUAAAUUAUAAACAGUUAACUUGAAUCUUUUAUACGUCAUGCAUUGAUUCUAACAAAAAUGGUAAUCCCUCAACAGAACUCAUUUUACUAAUCAGUACUGUGUUCUUUAAAACACAGCAUUUACACUGAAGACAGUUUCAUUUGUAAAAUGUAAAUAAGAGCUUUUGUACUAGCCCGGUAUUUAUUUACAUUGCUUUGUACUAUAAACUGUUCUAGAGCUGCAGGUUUACAGAGUAUUUUCAUAUGUGUUGCUCAUCUGUGUUUCAUCUGUCGUCACCUGAGUGAUCGCUACGUUGGAUUCCAGAGGCUGCUCAGUUGCUAACAGAGUUAGUGGGGAGACAUCAACUUAAUAAGUUCAAUUUGCUGAUGAAAGAAUUUCUCUAUCAAUAGAAAUCUUUCACGUAAGAAUUUUAUAAAUACUCUGGGAAUUUUAUUGGUGAUGCCUUUGUGUCUACAGGGCACACGUUCCAGAGAGCUCUGGUGUGAAGUGAUGGGGGACUUGUGGCUAGAGAAGCUUUUCAAUGGCCUUAAACUCUGGGUCCUGCUUGAGAGAGGUCUGAGGUUCUCAACAUCAGAGCAGAGCUUCCACCAAGCUUUCAGAAUGCUAAGCCCCCACUUCUCAACACUUAGUGCUCUGAUCAUGAAUUGUGAGUGGAAGUUACAUUUGGUACUGGGGAAGGCAAUCAUGGGUAUUUCCAAUCAGAUCUAAUUACCUUAAAUCUAAAAUGGAGGGGUAGGGAUAGCAAGUGGGAGUGGAUAGUUUUUUUACUUUCUAAGUUUUCUUGAUCUUAUGGUUAUGUUUAUAGCCAGUGUAUUUAUCACGAGUAAACACAACCCAAAAUCAUAGGUGUGAGUGUAUGUGUCUGUGGGUAACCUCUGGAAAGGGCAAGCCCUGCGCUUCCUACUUCUGUCAAGGCAUUCGGCCCAGUUGGAAAAACACUGUCACAGGCUUAAGUUCAGUAUGGCAGCUGUGGAAGAAGUCACUUUCCAUGAAAGGCCAUUUUUACUGUUCUCUAACGUAUCUCUAAUGUAAGCCUUACACUUACUAUCUUAUCUUGCAUUGCACAGAGAUCUGUCUUACUGCACGGCAGUGCACUCAGAAAUCAGAGAUUUUUACCCACCUAAGCUUUUGUGAAUGAGGAUGUCCUCUUCACUCUCUUUACCACUUUAUCUUUGUUUUAUAUUUGAUUUGGUCUCUUAAUUACCUGGUCCUUUAUACAAACUUGUACAUAGAGUUGCUCGAAAGUUAAGCUUAACCAUCCUAUGAGUUAAGAGAAUUAUAUGUCUGGAGUUGUUCCUAAGAUGUGAAUUGUGGUCAAGGGUUAAGAGGUCAAAUCCUAACCUGGAAAUGCUUUUAUACAGCUCUCUGCUAACUACAAACAUCCUAAAACCAUUUCUUGAAUAUAAAAGGAGUAUGCCAAAUUUUAUAUAAAAUUUUCAGGUUCUGUAAGCUUCUGGGUUUUAUAGUUAAAAGAUAAUGAAAUUAAUUGAUGGGGUUUAUAUUUACGUACUUCUAAGGUUGGCCUAUGUUACUCUGUGUAUGGAUCUGGAAUUGUUUUUCAUGUAAAAUCAUGGUCUGGUUAUGAGCUGUGUUACCUCCUAACCCCAUUGCUUACGUGUUUCCACUGUGGUCAAUACGCUGGCAUGGCAAUGUUUAUUGGGAGCUGGGAGUUUGGGGGUGUGGUUUAGUGCUUUGCAUGAAAUACCUUACUUUAUAAUGAUGAAAUUGCUUUUUCUUUUGCCUUGUGAUUUUUUUUUUUGAAGUGAAAUUUAGUUUGUGUGUGUGUGGUGAUCUGCCCAUCGGAGUGUCUCCUUGUAUCACAUUCCAUGCCUCACUUAACUCUUAAUAAACUGUUUACUUGUUUUAUGGGUAGCAUGGUAAUUCAUUGAGAUUGCAGUCAAUCGUUAUUGCAAGAGAACAGAGUGUAGUUUUGAGUCUGAUUGUGACAGGGUGCAACAUAAAUGUAAAAUGUUGAAUGUUGUGGCCAUACUUAACUCAGUUGCUUCCUGAUGAAGGUAACAUGUGUCUGGGCGGCUACACCAUCUAGUAUGACUUUGGUAGUCCUUAAAAUUCACCCAUGAAAUCAGUCUGCUUAACUUAUAAAGAGAAAUAUAUUUUUGGUUUUUAUGUCAUAAAAACAUUCUUGAUAAGUUUCCAAAUCCCAGUUAGUCAUAUUUUUUUUCUCUAAAAGGAAAAAAAAUUAGUGUAUUUUAUAUUUCCAUAUGCUAAUGACCUGUAUGUAAUUAGUCCUUGGUGUUCCACAAGAAGAGUCUCAUCGAAGUCGAUAUAAGCUGCUUUACCCUCCUGCUUCUUUUAAGAUGAUACUGAAGUGUUUGCUUGCUAUUUGCUGAGCGUGCAUGCCCACGUAUGAUGUGUUCCAAUUGUUUGCAGGUUGAGGCAAGAAAACAUGCAAAUAAACUUCCCAAACCUCCUAA
Messenger RNA from Rattus norvegicus (Norway rat), 6306 nucleotides. RefSeq names its product tankyrase 2 (gene Tnks2). Gene Ontology annotation, molecular function: transferase activity; NAD+ poly-ADP-ribosyltransferase activity; glycosyltransferase activity. The record is from RefSeq and is a predicted model, not a curated record. Gene Ontology annotation, cellular component: cytoplasm; nucleus; nuclear envelope. Gene Ontology annotation, biological process: protein poly-ADP-ribosylation; positive regulation of canonical Wnt signaling pathway; protein localization to chromosome, telomeric region. NCBI's taxonomy places the organism in Eukaryota, Metazoa, Chordata, Mammalia, Rodentia, Muridae.